Gregarina niphandrodes is the source of this 3835-nucleotide messenger RNA. RefSeq lists its product as hypothetical. The transcript has a single exon. The annotation marks the transcript as partial. The record is from RefSeq and is a predicted model, not a curated record. NCBI's taxonomy places the organism in Eukaryota, Apicomplexa, Conoidasida, Eugregarinorida, Gregarinidae.
GAAGAGCUACCAGAGGUGUUGAAGAGCUACCAGAGGUAGUUGAAGAGCUACCGGAGGUGAUUGAGGAGCUACCCGAAGUUGUCGAGGAAUUACCAGAGGUAGUUGAGGAGUUACCGGAGGUGAUUGAGGAGUUGCCGGAAGCAGUCGAGGAGCUACCAGAGGUAGUUGAAGAGCUGCCAGAUGUGAUUGAAGGGUUGCCAGAGAUGGUUGAGGAGUUGCCAGAGGUAAUCGAAGAAUUGCCAGAGAUGGUUGAGGAGUUGCCAGAGGUAAUCGAAGCGAUGCCGGAAGUGGUUGAAGAAAUGGCGGAGGAGGUGGUUGAAGAGGUGCCUGAGUUUGUCUCCGCCGAGUCCCUGCAAGAGGAGGCGCGGCUAAUCACGGAAGAAGAGCGAGCCAGCGACGAGUACGUCUCGCUGGAGCCGACCCUGGAGUCACUGCCGUCGGGCGAGUUUGCGGAUGAACUGGUCUCGGAGGCGGAGUACGUCUCUUCUGAGGGGGAAUACGUAUCGUCGCCGGAAUUCGUGUCUGACGAGGACGAGGAGUAUGCCUCAGAGGAGUAUGCCUCAGAGGAGUCUGAAGAGUAUGCUUCAGAGGAAGACGAGGAGUAUGCCUCAGAGGAGGACGAGGAGUAUGCCUCAGAGGAGGACCGGGAGUAUGCCUCAGAGGAGGGCGUAGAGGAUCUUGUUACCUCGAUGGAGGCACCGGAGGCAGUCGCUGCACCGGAAGUGGUUGAGAAAGUGGUUGCACCGAACGUUCUCGUGCCGGGGGCGGUUGUUGAUCCGACGUCGGCGGUGAGUGCGUCUGCGAUGCAGGAGCAGGAUUUGCCGCGACUGGUUUGGGGUGAUGUGCCGCCGGUGACGCCUCCAACUCCGCCGGUGGCGGCGAAGGAGCCGGUGAUAUUCUUGGACGGCUUUGGUCGUCCGGUGGUGCCUGAGAUUACGCCUUGGGACGAAUUGAAUUUGCCGCACAUUGAGUUCCUGGAGGACCCGGAAUUGGGGUUGAUUCGUCUGGACGCCAAGCUGGAUGAGUUCGGUCGGCCGCUGGCGCCGGAUAUGGCGCCGCCUGAGGAAGGCGCGAUGGCAGUUAAGCCGGUAGUGAAGCCGGCAAUAAAAGCUGCAGUGGAACAAGCGGUGGAACGGGCGGUGCCGGCGGCGGCACCGCCGCUCCCGACGGCGCCGGGCAUGGAUUUGGUGGAGGCCGGCCGUGGGGCGGAGAGGCCGGAAGACCGUGCUCGAAUAGACCUCACGGCGCCGGACUUGGCGACACAGUACGACCGAGUAACACUGAGUAAGGCGCCCGGGGUCCAGACGGGGCUGGGCGACGUCUCGGGUCUGGACGUGAUCGACAUGGUCGUGGGCCCGGACUUCGACUUGAGUACUCUGGACAUUGAGGAGGGGCGACGGCGACCGUCGGCGGUCGUGGCCCCAGAGUUGGAGACGGUGGCGGGAGGCGAGCGAGGACGAGCGAAGGAGGGCGGGCUGGAUGGACUUGAAAGCGCAGCGGGGGUGCAGGUGGGCCGGAAGGGCGGCGACGCGGCCUUCCGUCUAAAGGGUCCUGGAGAGCUGGACUUAGAAGUGGACGGCUUGCGAAGAUUUGGGAAGGCGACGCCGUUCAAGCCUUUGGAGGCGCCGAAAGGGCGAGAGGUACCGACGCUGAAAGAGCGGGAGGAAGAAGCAGCAAAAAAGCCGGAGACGGAGGAGGCGCGUCGGACCAAAUGGAAGGAAUCGCUGCCUAAACAAAAGGUAGAGGCCGAACCCGAAGCGGAGGCCGCCAGACGCCGCGUUCCGGGCGGCAUCCGACCUAAGUUAGAGCGCAAGGAGACAGGCGACAUCGUUCCCGGUCGCAAGAUCGUGGUACGCGGUCCGCCCGUCUACCAGGGCCAACACCGCUUCGGUUACCGACCAGAUGCGGCCGAGACGGUCCCCUCGCUACGGCCUGGACUAAGACCGGAAGCCACCGAAGAAACGCCGGAACAACGCGACUUGGAACACACCCGAGUGGUCGAGCGAGAGGCACCUGGUGGGGCCGCCGUAAUCACACGCAAACCAAUCAGCAUACCCGAUGCGUUUAAAUACAAACCCGGUGGCUUCGGCUGGGAGGCAAAGCUCUCUAAGGCCGCGAAGCCGGAAACGACAGGACCCAAGCGUUUUGGUUUCGGCUUUGGUCCUCGGGGUCCUGUCACCGAACUGCCGCAACGCAAAAAGGAAGAAGCCGAGGUCGAAAGCCGCGGCCGCCGUAUCAGCGUCCAACACGGGGCGCUGCCCGAUGCAGCCGGGCCGCAACGCGUCGACUUGCGCCCCAGUGGCCGAGUCCGGCCGGGCGCAGCCGGGCCGCGUCCGGACGUGGCGGUGCAGCGGCCCGACUUUGAGAAGGCGUUGUUCCAGAAACGCCCCGCCAAGGCGCCCCCGGGACCGGGCUUCCGGCCGGUGACGCCCGCAGAAGAGUUGUCGCCUGAAGAGGACCUGUCUUCCGAAAUGUUGUCUUCUCGACGGGCGGCCUCGCCACGGGCGGCCUCGCCACGGGCGCCGUCCGAGAGGUCGCCGUCAGAAGAAGAGGAACCGUCUUCGCCGUCGGAAGAGACCGUGUCCGAAGAAGUGAUAUCGGAGGAAAUCGACGAAGACGGCAACGUGCAGACGCGCACUUACAAGACCCACGUGCGACGUAAGAAACCUCCGCGUCCGCGACGUCGGCGACCUCCACGGACGACCGCGGAAGAGGAAGAAGUGGAAAUGGUCUCGACGGAAGAAUCGUACGAGAGCGAGGACGCGGAGACGGGGAAGAAGGUGCGGAAGAAGCGACGUGUGCAUCGGCCAAUCAAGAAGGUGAUCCAGGACCUGUAUGGCGAUUGGGAGCGAAUGGCAGGGCAGUUUGGUCGCGGGAAGGACCGUCAGCGACGCCGGCGACACGGGGAGCGGGAGGCGCAGGAGGACGCGGACUGGGGCGACUACUUGGGUGACCAGGGCACUGCCGGAACGGCGGGUCGCCGCCGACCGGGCCGGCCGGGUGCACGCGGAGAAGGCGCAGAGGGGGAGGAAGGGGGAGGCGACUUCUGGAAAGGCUUCGGCUUCGGAGGUCCCGAGCGGCCAGGCGACCGGCGUCGCAGACGGCCGGGGGCGCCAGCGGAGGAAGAGGAGGAGGAGGAGUCGCUAGGGAGCGAGGUCGGGAGCGAAGUAGCCUCGGACGAGGUGGUGGUGGCUCCCGAUGGUACUCGCCGGCGCCGCCGGCCACGCCGGCGGCGAGCCGACGCCGGUCCCGGCGGGCCCGGCGGAGGAGACUGGGAAGCGAUGUACGGCGCGGGUGGCGGUGGUGGUGGCAAGGCGGGAGAAUUCGGGUGGGGUCGUAUGCGCAAAGUUAAGGGUGCAGACUUGAACCUGCAGAAGCAACUGGGACGCUAUUUGCCGACGACUUCCGCCUUUUCCAAGUGGAGUCAGUGGCGGCGCGGGAAGGAAGAGGAUAAGCGGAAGAAGAAGAAGAAGGAACCUAAGCGCGACUCGACGGAGCUGAUUCCCAUCAUCAAGUUGCCCGAAAAUCCGAGGCCGGCCCCGCCCAAGUCACCGCCAGACAUCGCGUCUCUGCGUCUGGAAGGCGACGUGGCCAAACGACGCCGCAAACAGGCCGCGAAAAAGGCGGGCGUGGAGGCAGGUGCGAUGGACUUUUGGAGUUCCCAGUACGGCGCUGAAGCAGCGCCCGCCGUCACCUCGGAACUCGCCAAGGUGCGCCUCAAACGGCGCAAGCACCCCGAAGAACGCCACCGGCGACACGCUGGCGCCGCAGAGGCUGCAGCAGGCGCCGCCCAACCCGACUGGCUUGCUUUCCUCAAGGUCCCCGAACCAGCGGU